Messenger RNA from Armigeres subalbatus, 800 nucleotides. RefSeq names its product cuticle protein 19-like. The transcript has 3 exons. Bases 417 to 725 code for a protein of 102 amino acids. Gene Ontology annotation, cellular component: extracellular matrix. Lineage: Eukaryota; Metazoa; Arthropoda; Insecta; Diptera; Culicidae. The record is from RefSeq and is a predicted model, not a curated record.
AGUGCGGUGAGGUAUACUUUGAGCCAACAUUGUAUAGUGGUGUAUAGUGUGUGCAUAAUAACAUUGUUUCUGUGUACAUUGUUUAUGUUACAUCAUGUCAGUGAAGGCAAUUUAGAUUCUCUUCAAACCCAGGAUAUUUUCAAUCCCUGAUGGUACUGAUGACAUCCAACAUGCGAGGUUAAAGCAGAUUUGAUUGCAUCAUGCAUGAAAAGCAAAACACGGACAAAUUCAAACGAUAAAUACAGACACGAAAAUUGGAGAAAAACAAACCCCAGCUCUUACAUUGCACGAAACCGGCGUCGGCUAUCUAAAUCUGGCCUCAUAUAUAUACUGCAUGCAUAUCAGUUCAAAGUCAUCAGUAACCUCCAACCAUCCAAAUCAUCAGUCCACCACAGCUUCACCUAAACGGCAUCAACAUGUUCAAGACCAUCAUUGCGCUCGUUGCCUGUCUAGUCGUCAUUGUGGCUGCCGGUGAAGACCAUGCGCAGUACAAGUUCGAGUACGGGGUUAAGGAUGGACACACCCACGAUCACAAGAGCCAGUGGGAACAUCGCGAUGGAGAUGUCGUGAAGGGGCAGUACACUCUGGAUGAGGCCGACGGGACUCAUCGCGUCGUGGAUUACAGCUCCGACCAUCACAACGGAUUCCAGGCUCAUGUGCAGCGCUCCGGACAUGCGCACCAUCCACACGGCGAGAGCUAUGCCAACGUUAAUCAGCAUUAUUAAUCUGUGAAUUUGUUCGCGGAAAUGAGGUGUGAAUGAGCAAUAAAGAGGAUGCGUUGAGAUUGUUUAAAAAAUUAA